Molecule: messenger RNA, 2214 nt
Organism: Phoenix dactylifera (date palm)
Lineage: Eukaryota; Viridiplantae; Streptophyta; Magnoliopsida; Arecales; Arecaceae
Molecular function (GO): nucleic acid binding; zinc ion binding
Source: RefSeq, a predicted model, not a curated record
AGACCGGCCUUGAUGAGGCGGGCAAGAGGGUAAUUAAGAGGACCAAGCCGAGUCCUUCUCCAAACCGAAAAUCCCACCCCUUCUUUUGAUCCCUUUUCUCUGAGUCGAGAGACUUCGACCUCCAUCCUUCCAAACCCUAGCCCUAAUCCAUCCAUCUCAACAGCGUCCUCCAUCGGCUGCCAAGAUGCCAGCGACGGCGGGAAGAGUGCGCAUGCCGGCGAACAACCGGGUCCACAGCAGCGCCGCCCUCCAGACCCAUGGGAUCUGGCAGAGCGCCAUCGGAUACGAUCCCUACGCCCCCACCAACAAGGACGAGGAGGCCUCCAAGGGCGGCCCCUCCGGCAAGCCCGACGACGACGACAGCCCCGAGAACGCCUACGCCAGCUUCCAGGGCCUCCUCGCUCUCGCCCGCAUCACCGGCUCCAACUCCGACGAGACCCGCGGCGCCUGCAAAAAGUGCGGCCGCGUAGGCCACCUUACGUUCCAGUGCCGUAACUUCCUCAGCGUCAAGGACGAUAAGGACAAGGAUGCCGACGCCGCUGCCCUCCAGACCGCCUCCGCCGUCUUCGAGAAGAUCAAGAAGGCCGCCGGGAAGAACGGAGAGGAGGAGGAGGAGAGCGAGGAGGAGGACGACGAAGAAGAGGAGAGUGAUAACUCGGAUUCCGACAUGGAUCCGGAAAUUGAAAAGAUCAUUGCUGACAGAUUUGGAAAGAAGAAAUCUUCUUCCAAGAAGAGAUCGCCGGCGGUGGAGGACUCAGGGGAGCAGAAGAAGGGGGGUCGGAGGAGGAGAGGGAGGUCCAAGAAGAGGAGCGGGAAGAGGUCGAGCCGGAGCGAUGAGACUGAUAGCGAGGAGGAGGAUAGGAGGAGGGAGAAGAGGAGGAGGAGGAGGACGCAUGGAGAUUCGGAUAAUGCUGUGGAAGAGGACGAUGGGGGCCGUAGGCACAGGAAGAGUAGGAAGGAGAAGAAGAGGCGGAGGAGCCAUCAUAAAAGGGAUGAAUCCGAUGAGUCGUCGGAAGAAUCUGAUAGGCACCGCCGACAUAAGCGAAGGCAUGGGAGGAAGGAUGUGUCUGAGAGUGACUCGGAUGGCAGUGAUGAUUCACUGGAUGAUCGGAAGAGGUCCAGCAGGCACCACGAGCGCCGGAGGAAGAGGAGGUCCACUUCCUCUGAAAGUAGUGGAUCGGAUGAUGAAGAUCCUCGUGGAAGAAAGGGGAAGAUGCAGUAUGAGGACAGGAGCAGGAACCAUAGGCGUGAAGAGAAUAACCGAAGAAGGGAAUGGUCAUAUGGAUACAUAGGCGAAUCAUGCUAAAACGGAUCUAUGUGUUGCUCAACAUCCAUCAUUUGAGGCACAAAUAUUGCCUGGUUAGCAUUAUUAUUUGCAAUAGAUAUUCUUGGAUCAAUCUCUAUCUAAUGGAUCUUGUGGAUCUUUAAGAAUCCCUUCUGAAAGUUUUGUGCUUGCAAAUAGGUUAGGAUGAUGACUGGUUUGAUGUAUUCUGUCCGAUGGCCCCAUUUUUCCCUAACUUUAUUUUUCAUGGUGUAUAGCUGCUUUAUAACUCUUGCAAGUGAGAGGUGCACUUCUAGUUUGGUAAACUCAGCUUAUCAUGGAAGUAUUAUUCCAUAUUGCAUUUGUACAUAGACACAUGUUGGAAAACGCUUCUGGGUUCAUACAUAAGAUAUUCAACUAGGCCAUGAAAGCCUGUUGGAUUUUAUUCUCUGACUUUUAUCUGAUAAACCUAUACUAAUGGUAAAAUUAUUUUCAUUUGAAAAUGUUUCUAAUUAACUUCCUAUAAUUUAAUGAGAGCUGAACCUUUACUUGCAAACAGUACUUGUAAGGAAAUCCUUGUACUUGUUUAAGGAAGUAUAAAACUAAUUGACAAAUUUUCUUAACCAGUGCUGGUGUUACAACUUACAAUACGGUGUUCUGGGUUGGUAGCAUAUCCAUCACCUGGAAGACACAUCAAACUUAUAACCAAUUUCAAUUACUUAAAUUUCAGCUGUUGUUGGAUUACUGAUUUUCUAUAGAUGGUUUUUUCCAUUAUUUUAAAAAAUCAACUGUAUGUUGAUCUGCUUUACUGGCCAUAUUCAGGAAUUUGGAACUUCCAUUGUCAUUACAUCCUGCAACCUAGCUAUCAUUUUUGUGGAAUCUAAUUUCACUGAAAAUAGGACAUCCAAAGGAAUUUUUUUUUCAUAUUUCUCCUGUUAAAUACUUAUGUAACA